AUGUAUCGAGAAGGAUUUCUUGUCAAGUGUGGCCGAGGGAUUUACGACACACCGCAUAUACUCUUCUGCGUGUUUGAGGAUGGCGUAGUCAAGUUUUACACUGAGAAAGGAGGUAUGAUUGUGGGCGAACUGGAGAUGGCUGGUCAUGUGACUAAAGUGCGUGUGGAGAAAACUGUACCCGGCAAAUUGCCAUAUCGCUUUACAGUCUCAGCUGCUGAAGUGAUUCGAGUAGAAGGUCGCCGUAUGAAGCUCGGCGAACCACGUGUGACUGAAUUUGCAGCCCCGACAAAUGACUUGAUGAAGGAAUGGGCCAACUCGUUGCAUUUAUGGCGCCGGAUGAACUGGAAGGAAAAUGUCAAAUUUUUUGAUAACACAAGUGAACUUUCACAGACAGAGGAACUCGAAGCACUAAAGCUUCAGAUACACACACUUAAGACGAUGCGCGGCCGCUCUAUACCUGGCACGAAAUUUCGGACGCCAUUUGUAAGCAUAAUGCAGGGUCAGCCAUCACCAACGAUCAAAAAAUUGCGAAGAAUGAUGCAAACAGGAUCGGCAGCAUGUACUAGCAUCGCAUGA
This is a messenger RNA of Plasmopara halstedii, 576 nucleotides long. RefSeq lists its product as hypothetical. The transcript is spliced from 2 exons. Lineage: Eukaryota; Oomycota; Peronosporomycetes; Peronosporales; Peronosporaceae. The record is from RefSeq and is a predicted model, not a curated record. The coding region runs from base 1 to 576 and encodes 191 amino acids.